AGCCAGACCAGCGAGUCGACGACCAGGCCGUUCGGGAAUCACGUAGCGCAGCAAGCAAAACCGCCCUCUUCACCAGCAUCCCCACGCGCCCACCAUGGCCAUCACACCGACCCAAUUCGCAAAGACGACCCGGCAGUCGGCCAACUGGAACGACGCAAAGAGACGGGUUCUCGCUUCCUACAGAGAAUGGAUCCGAGCUGCGCCUGAGAUUCAGACGAUGUACAACGUUCCCUUGCCCGUGUCCGUCCUCCGCACCCGGAUACGUGAGGAGUUUGAGCGCCACAGGUUCGCCAGCAAGCUCCCCGUGGUGGAUGUUCUCCUGUUCAAGAGUCACGCCGAAUACCAGGAGACGAUGAACUUCUGGAAGCAGACGACGCACAUCAUGUCCUACUUCAAGGAGGAGAACUUUAGAGGAGACAAGCGGUUGCCCAACAGCUUCAUGACUGGAUUCUUGGAGGGCCGCAACUAAGAGUGCUGGAAGGAUUAGAGCUCGUGUACAUAAAUAUACAAUUCCAAAAAACAUUUCCGCAAAAGUCACACG
This is a messenger RNA of Colletotrichum scovillei, 541 nucleotides long. Its product is annotated as complex 1 protein. Lineage: Eukaryota; Fungi; Ascomycota; Sordariomycetes; Glomerellales; Glomerellaceae. Gene Ontology annotation, biological process: response to oxidative stress. Bases 95 to 469 code for a protein of 124 amino acids. The transcript has 5 exons. The record is from RefSeq and is a predicted model, not a curated record.